Messenger RNA from Perkinsus marinus ATCC 50983, 171 nucleotides. RefSeq lists its product as hypothetical. NCBI's taxonomy places the organism in Eukaryota, Perkinsozoa, Perkinsida, Perkinsidae. The record is from RefSeq and is a predicted model, not a curated record. The transcript has a single exon. The annotation marks the transcript as partial.
ACACCAUCGGAUGUCUUCCCUCUUCACAAGUCUUUCUCCCCGUCACUGGGCGGUCAGGACAUCCGUUCGCCUUUCCUGGCAGCUGGGGUUUCGGCAGGAACGGGCACUCCUGGGUCGGCACGUAAGGCUCGACUAUGCUAUGCCUCGUUGAUAAAGAAUCUCAUCAGAUGA